UAGAGAAACUAUUAGUUUAAAUUUUUAGUGUCACUUAAAAUGGAAUUUAAUAUUCGAUUUAAAAUGGUUCAAAUAAUUCGUCGCUGUUUCGUAUUAAAACAUUGAGAUUAACAUUUAGUUAGACAUUUUGUUCGCAAUGUAAAACAAUCCACUGGAAUUAAAUCAUUAUUAUUAGUACAUGUAAAUGUGUAAAAUCAAGUGUGUAAACUAUAGGAUUCAGUUAUUAUUGCGGAAACAUAGGAAUUAAUCUUCAGCUGUCGGGGAUGUCUGUACAGCACGUGAACAAUACACGAUAUCCCGUGCAGAUGCAUAAAAAGAAGCUCGAUUUCUUAAGGACCGGGAGUUUCAAAGGUAAUCGUUCACAGAAGAAAUUAAGGAAGUCUGUUAGCCUGCCAAAUACUCCAUUGUCAGAAGAAUUUAAGUUUGAAGUAACUGAAAAUGUAAUAGCGGAAACUAGAACUAGUGUAGACAAGAAAACUGUUGCAGAAACCAACAAAGAUUUCAAGGUUUCAUAUGCUAAGAGAUUACCAGAUGAAGCACCAAUUGUGAAUAACAGGUCUAUAGACUUUGCUGUUCUGACACGUAGAGGUGUUUCUUUCGUAAUGGUAACGUUGUGUUAACCAGUAUGAAUAGAUAUUUAAGGACAUAUUUUCCCAGGUCUGCGUUGUAUUCAUAGAACUGUGUUCCAGUUAUAGAAGGUUAAAGAAUUAAAGUCUACAUGUCUGACAGAGAAAGAAAAUGCAGCUAAUUAUACCAGACUGAUUCUUAAACUGCCUUUCAGCUAUUUAUUUCUGUUGCCACUAAGUAACUAUAAUUGAGAAAGUAAUCAACUGAAACUGAAUCACACUGUGCUAAAGUUAUAUUGAUUAGUGCCUGGUUUCUGCUUAUAUGAUGAGACUUUACACUGUUUGAUAUAUAGACUGUAUAAACAUUCCAAUUAUUAUAUGCCUUACUAUAAAUAGUAACAAAAUUGAACAGGACAGAAUUCUGUAAUCCAGACAUAUAACUGGUGCAAGCAUUUUAACCCUUUAUUGGCUCAUCAAAGAUGUGUGACGUCAAAUUUGACUUCAUUUUACCCUUUUGUUGUGGCAUUGAAAAUUUUGUUAACGCUGAGAUUGGUUGAAUAUAUAGUACUCAAACAUAUUUAAUUAUGUUGCAUAAUACUCCUGACCAACUCUCAGUAUGUCAUAGUGUAAUACAGUUUUCUGUUGUGUUCACAUUGUAGAUGCAUUCAUUCCGCUAUGGAAUAGGAAAGUGUCCUAAUGAUUAUUCCAUUGACAGUAAUUUCAUGGAGUUUAUUAGAAAUGAUUAUAGUAUGACUAAGAAUAAUUGAGAUAAAAACAUGUUUGUUUAAUUUUCCAUUGACUUUAGAGAAAAGUUCAUGGUGCUCUAUGGUUUAAAGCGACUAACCAACACAUCAUUGUGUGAGAAUUUAUAAAAUUAAACGUUUACCUAUACUCACCUUUAUGUUGCAUAUUUAAUGUUCUGACAAUGUACACGG
Messenger RNA from Mercenaria mercenaria, 1501 nucleotides. RefSeq lists its product as uncharacterized. Bases 264 to 620 code for a protein of 118 amino acids. The record is from RefSeq and is a predicted model, not a curated record. Lineage: Eukaryota; Metazoa; Mollusca; Bivalvia; Venerida; Veneridae. The transcript is spliced from 5 exons.